Molecule: messenger RNA, 1028 nt
Organism: Theobroma umbraticum
Lineage: Eukaryota; Viridiplantae; Streptophyta; Magnoliopsida; Malvales; Malvaceae
Product: Chaperone DnaJ-domain superfamily protein
Cellular component (GO): cytoplasm; nucleus
Source: RefSeq, a predicted model, not a curated record
UCAAGUUAUUAGCUGUGAGAUAUGUCCCAAAUCCAUAUUGCAAUUUACGAAGUUGUGGCAUUCAAAGAACCUCUCCUUUGUUUCCCCCUUCAACCAAAAACGAAAAUUUCCCAAAAAAAUCCCAAAUUCCAUAUUUUUUCCAAUUUUCAGAAUUCUGUUAACACUUAAAAUUAUUUUAUUUAAAGAGAUAUUGGGAAUCUCUAUCAAAUGAAGUAUGUAAAUACCAAACUUCAGCUUACCAACCUCAGUAGAUUUGCAGAUGGAAGCCAAUGAUAAUUCGACCCCUAAGGAUUACUACAAAAUUUUGGAAGUUGAUUAUGAUGCAACUGAUGAGAAGAUCAGGUUAAAUUACCGGAAGCUUGCACUGAAGUGGCAUCCAGAUAAGCACAAUGGUGAUAGUGCUGUUACUGCAAAGUUCCAAGAGAUAAAUGAAGCUUACAAAGUGUUAAUGGAUCCUGAUAAACGCUUUGAGUAUGAUUUAACUGGAAUAUAUGAGAUUGAUAAGUAUACUUUACGGGAAUAUCUUGCCAGAUUUAAAGGAAUGAUUCUUACUUGCAAUGGGCUUGGUAUUAGUCAUACAUCAAUAUGGACGCAACAACUAACAGAAACAAAUGACUUUGUUGAUGAAUAAGAGCCAUUGAAAUGAAUUGAAAGGAAUAAUCAUCUCUAUCCUUUUGUACCUAUUGGAGCUGAAACCGAAUCUCAUCUACUUCGUCCUAUUAUUACAUCCUCAACAGUUCCUGUAAUCCGUAUCAAAAUUAGGCAUCAUCAUCGAGUAAAAGGGACUUUUCAUCCUGCUAUAAGAUGUGUUUCGAUGAGGCCCUUAGCUUGUAUGAGUUUGAUAGAGUAACAAAAUGUAUGAUUGAUCUAUAAGUUAGACAUGGCAUGACUGAUUCCGCCAUCUUGCCUAUCUAAAAUUAUGUCAAAAAGAGUUCUUUGACCAUUGCUUGUAUCAGUAGUUUGAUGGCUUUGUUCACACGAAUAUAAUGCUAGUUGAAUCAAUCUCUCUAAUUCCACGACUCAUUAAG